AUUUUAAUCACGUAGGUAACGUUUGCGUGGCUUGAGACGGGAAGUCUGUCAGACAUGGCGCAGUCCACUCGACCGCCGAAUAUUUCGCUACCCCCUAGAAAUAAAGCAGAGUUCGAUACUUUCUUGGGUGACAUUGCUCGCGAAAUAACAAAAGAAGAGUUGGACAAAAUGAAAUUUCUCUGUGCCAGACAAUACAACAAUAAUUAUUUGCCACGAGGAGAGCUCGAUGCCAUCGAAAGACAACAUGAGUUUUUACGCUUCUUAAGCCAAGAAGAAAAAAUCUGCCAAGAAGACGUGUCUUAUUUGGUAUGGCUUCUAAGAACCGUCGGAUGCAUCAAAGUAGCCGUUUCAAUUGAAAAACAAGGUAAGAUUCUGGUUAAGACCUGUGUGCAGAUAGAUUUGCUAAGAUCAAAUAAAACAUUUAUUGUUUUUCUUUAUGAAUGAUGCGAAUUGACAGAUCUCGGAUAAAUUCUCGUCACGUCUUCGAUAAAAUCAAAGUUGAUCUCGCUAUGAGCGCAUGAAAGAAAGUUAACGAUAAAUUUAAAUGCGCCAAAAUUGGCAAUGGAUUUGAGGUCGAAGAGUUUGCAGUUGCAAAUUGCAGCAGCAUCGAAUGAUGUUUGAUUGGCAGUAAGGUUAGUAGAUUUGAAACGGCGUGCAUGCUUUGAUCGCUGCGUUUGUAACCGCUCUCAAAGAGAACGGUAAUUAGAUAACAGCUUAAUAUGUGACUAACAUAGUCUAUAGACUGUGCGAUUUUACGCCACUAUAUAUCUCCGUCGGUAUAAAUACAUACUGUAAGAUUUUAAGCCGUUAACUAACGGCGUAAAAUCUCUCGGUACGCCGUUAACUAACGGCGUAUUUUGGCUCAGUUGGUAUAGGUACAUAGAGUAAGAUUUUACGCCUUCAACUGAAGGCAUAAUUUGGCUCAGUCGGUAUAUAUAUAUAUGUCGGAUCAAUACCAGUAUCUGGGCCAAAGUAGCUAUGUAACAGAGUUAUUUAAUUUUACGAUUAAGCUAUAUAUUUACUUUAAGAUUUUACACAGGUAACUAAUGGCGUAGUUUCAUUCAGUUGGUACAUUAACAUGCUGUAGGAUUUUACGUCGUUAACCAGCGGCGCUAUUUCUUCCAAUCGGUAAUAUACAUACUGUAAGAUUUUAAGCCGUUAACUAACAGCGUAAAAUCGCUCAGUACGCUGUUAACUAACUCAGUCGGUAUAUAUACGUACUACCUAUCAUUAAAAUCUGUCUGAUAAUCGCGUAAGCGUGAAACUCACUCAGAGUCACAGAAAAGUUAUCUUAUUGAUUAGUUUAACCUUCAGAUACACUAUUUGCACGCCAUUCCAAACAGCUGUAAAAACACAGAUGUCCUUACAAUAUUUUCCUCUUAACCAUUAUCGAGUCUUAUACUUAAAGAAAUAUUUUUUAGUCCAAGCCGAAAAGUAUUUGACUUUAGAUUUUGUCCGGUGUGUAUCACUGUAACCUUGGGCCCAUCGGUUAACGCAAAGUGUAGUCGCGUAUUAUGCGAACGCGUUAUUGUGUGACAACAACACUGCAACGACUUAUUAUGUCAAUCGGUUAGAUUUUAAAAACAAAACUUAGCUUUCUAGACAAGAUCUUUAGUAAAAAAACAAUUCUUUUUAUUUCCAACAUAGUUUAUAAGGAUCUCAAGGCGAAUAAAGCAAGGUGAACAUAGCCAAUGACCAAAAAGACUUUAGACGCGAAUGAGAUAAUAAUUAUUGUGUGACAACCAUAUAGCAACCACAAGGAACCACAUGUUUUUUCAACUUUAAAGAAUGAUUUAUUCAUGAUCGAGAACGUUUGAUUUGCGAUGAAAUUUGAUAUAUUAUAAAGAUCAAGUGAACAUUUGAAAUCUAUGUGUAAUAUUAUAGGAAGAAGCAGGACGAGACAGAUAUAAAUGUCAACAGAACGAGGUCUUUUAAUUAAGACCGCGGAUCUCUCUCCAUGUGCUAGUCACGUGACAUACGUACACAUAAUACACAGGGAUACCAUACUACACUAUGUACAUUAUGCAAUUAUUCUGCGUUUAAUUUCGACAUCUAUUUCAAUAAUUGGGCCGCUGUUUUUUUCACCAUUCUCAUAUUUCUGCCAAAAUCCAAACACCUUACUCUGCAAUUGUCUAUAAUCCCUUCUUUGGAUUCUGGUCAGCUUCUGGUUAGAUACUUAUCGUAUUUGUGUGGCCACCGAUUUUGCUUCCCUUUGUAAAAGCUCUAUUAGUUCGUAGAACGGAAGAUGCCUCCCCAUUGCUCUUCUAUUAGGUGCAUGAUCCCAACCUGGGAUGUAAAGAUUAGCACAAAACGAAGGAGACGUGAAGGAAAUACAUAUGAUGUUUCUGCAUACCGUCAUUAGACAUUUAAGGUCCUGUAUAAUUUACCAUUCAAUUUUCAAAAUAAAAGUACCUUCAAUGUCGUUGUUAGUCCUUGUAGGCUUGCCAUAAACACCCCAGUCUUUGGGCGUGAAUGCAAGGGACUGAACCCACUGAUUUUCAAUGUAUCUUGUAAGCUCGCGGAGGGCUGGUGAUGUGGCGUGUUCUUUCAAAGACUCGAACAUAGCUGGAAUUUCAUGGCUCGGAAGGAAGGGCAACGCCAUCAACUUGCGGAGGUACUUGAAGGUCCCUUCGUCUCUCUGAUAAAGGACUUGAAGCCCCAAUUCUUGAAUCUAUAUAGAAACAAACAGACAUAUAACGUGUUAUACAAAUCAUAAUCGUAACAUUGUCCAUUAACUUUAUGGUAAACUUUACUUAACCAACCUUUCACCAUAAUGCCUAGAUUCAAUGGAACACGCAGCCCUGAAGUUGUACUGCGGGCAGUACAUACCUCAUAGCCGCCCACAUAGCUGCCUCAAAAUCCAACGUAACUUGUUUUACUGCUGGAGGGGUCGGAAGGGCAUUCAGUGAUUUCCCUUUGGAAGGACGGUACACUGCCAAUAUAUCGCGUAAGGCUGCCUGGACGACGCGUUAUAAGUGAAGCCUAGACUGUCAAUAACAUUUUUUUUUUUUCACGAAAGAUCUUGUCUAGAAAGCUAAGUUUUUUUUUACAAAAUCUGACCGAUUGACAUGAUGAGCCUUUACAGCGUUGUUGGCACAUAAUAACUUGUUUGCGUCUAAAGCUUUUUUUGGUCAUUGGCGGUGUUUACCUUGCUUUAUUCGCUUUGAGAUCCUUAUAAACCUCGUUAGAAAUGAAAAGAAUUGUUUUUUACUAAACAUCUCGUUUAGAAAGCCAAGUUUUCAUAAAAAAAUCUGACCGAUUGACAUGAUGAGUCGUUACAGUGUUGUUGUCACACAAUAACUCCUUCGCGUCUGAAGCUUUUAUAGUCACUGGAGAUGUUUACCUUGUUUUAUUCGGCAUGAGAUCCUUAUAAACUUUGUUGAAAGAAAAAAAAAUUGUUUUUUUACCAAAGAUCUGUUCCUUUUCUAUAUGUUUAACGUCUAAUAAGUUGUACUGGAUUGAAGACCAACUCGCCGACGUCUCUACUCGAUUAUAUACGUCGAUGAGUUGGCGUUGGCGAGUUAAACCGUCGGCGACUUGACUGGAUAUCUUAAGAGCUGAUAAAGAAACACUUCGAAACGAACUCAAUGACAUGCCAGCGUUGAAACGGAAACUUUUCAGGGAGAAUGCGAAUCCGUGAAAUUCUUCACGGGAUUUCCAGCUUUGGCCAGUCUAAUGGCGAUAUUUAAUAAUUUGAAACCUUUCGCCGAGAAACUGAAUUACUGGGAUCGCAAUAAGUAAAAAAUCUGCUUAUACCACUUGUGCUUCUUGCCGAUAAAAUAUUAACAGUUUGUGUUUUUUUUUUUUAAUCUUCUUCCUCCACUAACAAAGAAGAACUCUCUAAUAUUCUCCUAAUUUAUCACCAAAAAAAAAACAAAUAAACCCAACUUCAUUAUGCAAAGUAAUCUUUCAGCUUCAUCUUACCUACUUUAACCACUUCCAACUCUUGAUUUAGUUUGGAUUUAACAAAGGAACCUUUUUUCGGAAUUGAUCCACUGAAGAUAACAUUGGUUAACAAACAAAAACUUGUGAUAUCACGCUAACUUACACUUCUGUCAUAUUACAAUGCAUCUAUAAGUACUGUCAUAUCUUUCUUGAUAUCAAAACACAACAAGUAAAUCAAGUGUAUCCUCUAACCUGUAAUCAGGCCACAAAGACUAUUUUAAAUCUUCUAAGUGUACAUUAAAUUAAUUUUAAGAUAGAAGGUGCUUCAAUUCCAUCCUGGUUCCUAAAGGCGUAGUCAGGCGUGAGUAACCUCUUCACGAAUCUUUCUACUGAGGAGUUCAGGCACCAUGUAUUCCCAAAGAACUUUGAUAGCUUCCCCACCAUUUGCUCCCACAGUUCUUUGUCCAAUUUUACAGGUACUACUAAUUUCCCUGAAGAGUGUAGAUAAUAAGAUUACACUGUUCCAAUCAUGCUAAAGCUAGCUGUCCUUGCAUUUGAUAGUUCCAAAAAGAUAAAUUUUUAAAAAUGCUCUUGACCUCCGAAAGUGUCUAAACACAACAUUUACAAACUUGAAUUCUGCCUGGAGAAGCUCCCAGAUAUGGAUACUGCAUGUCUAUAAAAACACCACUUUGAAAAAGCUUCACACCCUUAUGUUUUGUUUAAUGUUCCCUGAAAUUCUCUUUGAUAACCACAUCUUCCUUCUCAAAUGCGCGUAUCAGGCGCGCGUAAUUUUGUCAUGUAUAUUAUUAUGCCAAAAAUUAUGCUAGCACAGUCUUAAAGGGUCUAUUUGGGGUCUUAUAUUCAGGGUUCCAUUGGUAUAUUGUUUGUCCAUUGGUAUAUACAACUUGUUUUUGGGACAUCUGUUGGGGUCGGUUACCGUUCGUGUAUCUGUUCAAACUUUUUCUUUCCUUUUUUUUUUCGUAUUUUAGGUAUACCGUCGUCGCCGGGUGAUCUACCUCGAAAUCUUCCGUGUUUAACCGCACACUUUGUUGGAAGAGACACGGACGUAAAGGAAAUCAUUGAGAUACUGGAGGCCUCUCGCAUGGUUGUUGUUCUUUCUAUCCCAGGAAUGGGGAAGACUGAAGUGGGAGUCGGUGUAAGUCACUUGUUAAAGAAAAGAGGUUACGAGAUUGUAAUACAUAUACGAGUAGAGAGUCAUCAUCAGAAGCUCGUAGACAUCUGCAGUGAGAUUCUUGAUCGAUUAAAUGGUCGCGUUUGGUCGCCAACCGCUAAUUUUAUGUCUAUUGCGAAGCGUAAACUAUCGGAGCGAAAUAUCCCAACUGUCAUUGUACUUGACAAUACAGAGAAUAUACAGGGUGAGGAAUUUGAUGAAUUCACUAAAUGGUUCGUGAAAUCUGCCCCAAAUGUAAAGUUGAUAAUCACUACUCGAAAAGAUGUUGAAAUCGUGUCGGCAGACGUGUGUACGUUUCGUCUCAAACCUUUGGAUCCCGACUCGUCUGCUGAACUGCUUCGGAGGCUUGUUAAAAACUGUAGUGAGGAACAUUCCAAGGAACUUGCUAAAUUAUGUGGUGGGAUACCACUCCUUCUUGUGACCUGUUCUGACGCACUGAACAAUUGUUUUAGUCCCGAGCAGUUAAUCCAACACCUCCGGAAUAAUCCCACACAGCUUUUCAACAAUGUUAAUAACACGCUGAAAGUAUUUUUUGACAAUUUUUCCGAUGAGGUAAAACGGAAUCUUGUCCUUUUUUCUGUUUUCCCAUCGGAGUUCUCAACUGAAGACAUUCAGUGCCUUUUUGAAGAUUCUUUACACUAUCAAAGAGUGAAGACCAGGAUGGUCAAGUACGCUCUUCUUCAGAGAGACGCCGAUGAAAAGAUGAGGAUGCAUCCUUUGGUCCAAGCCUACUUCCGGACAGAGAAAGAAUCUUUAGGCAUGAGCGACCUGUGGCGCACCUCUCAGUAUAAAUUUAACCAUCAUUAUCUUGGCCUACUAAUAGUCUUGAGCAAAGAGUUUAUCAGCAAAAAUUCAGCUUUGGUUGCGAUCCGUAAGUUUCGACAGCAGAAAGCGAACGUCAUGGAAGCGCUGAAGAAUUGUCUCGAAGAGUCUAACGAUUUAGAUGACAAACAUUUCGUGUUGGACGUCGUCAACAGUACAGAAGUGCUGGAUUUUGUGGCAAAAGUUCUAACACCCCCUAAAGAGUGCACAGCGCUUUAUCAGAAAUGCUGUAAUAUGGCUAAAGCGUCCGGCGACAAGAAGAGGCAUGCAGAGAGCUUGAAUUCACUCGGAUUCCGUCGUCUCUGUGACGUGUCUCACAGCAAAGACAGCCCAGAAGAAAACAAAGUCACACUUUCAAAAUUUCAGGAAGCAUAUGACAUGCGCAGGACAUUACCAGCGGAGGAACAAAAGUCCCAAACGCAUGCGCACACAGCUAGUAAGCUCGGAGUAUGUUUAGUAUUGCAGGUGAGAUCAUAGUAAAUAUAAAGGAGGACCGUGUGUCUUUUUUUUUUUGUUUUGAUUUUCUUUUUGUGGGGCUCAUGAGAAUCUAACGCCAUGGUGAAGUGUGCAAGUUCUCGUGUACCGAAGAUUGUUGAAAAUCUAAUGAAACUUUAUCAAUAAUAGCGGAAAUGGGUGAGUUUGCUUCAAUCCUAAUGGGGUGUCACUCGCACUGAGUUAGACUAGAACCGGAUAUUUACAAGAGUUAUUUGCUUCGCAGGGAGAAGAAAAAAAAGGACGAGAGCUCAUACAGGAAGGAAUUUCAAUAAGAUAUUCUUUAGGCAACCGUUUGUAUGUUGCUGCUGGAUACUGUGACCUUGGAAGUAAGUAAAUGUUUUGGGUUGCACUCCGUAUAACACCCGCGUAUCCUUUUAGGAGACUGGAUGGAGGCUGAAAGGAUUUGAAAUUCCAAAUUGGGCGCUUCCUUUUAAUAAACCGAGAGAAAAACGAAUAAAUUUCCAGUUAAAUGAGAACUGAAAAGGGGACAUACUAAACUUAUGUAUUGAAAUCUCUUCGACUCUUAUUUUCAUGGAGGAGGGAAUGGUCUUGUCUGCAGGCUUCGACAUGAAAGUGAAACAAUAAUUUCUGAAUGCCUGAUCUCUAGUAGCCUAACUUCCUCAUGCAUAUUCUCCAUACUGUUCCAUAACAUUUCCAAUGGUACUGACAAGGAGAAUUUAGUCAACAACCAAGAUUUCGCCUCUUUAAUUGACUUACAUUUGAAUUAUUUUUCAUGCGCGUAAUGUAUGAUUCAGAAGGUGCUAUUGCAAGGAAAAAUUCUAAUCUAGGGAUCUUGUGAUUGAAAAGGUUGAUGUUCCUUGGUUAGUCUGACAAUAAAUUGAUUUGUGAUACGGGGAGGGAUUUGUUAAUUUAAGAACGAAACUAACGUUUCUAAUCCAUUUGAGAAAUAGCCCUUUAAAAGUUUACGGCUUACAAGCUUUAUAUUCUUCGACAAAAUCACCCACGACGCGUACCGGCGUUGAAUCAGAGGUCCGUUUCUUCAUUCAUACCGGUUGUUUCUUUUUGAAAUGUGGUAAGGAUUCAUUCAACUAUGUAAAAUCUAUUUCUUGUCUUCACACUUUGUUAGAUUCUUAUCGAUUGUGUGGUGAUCAUCAAAAAGCAAUCGAAAUUUGGAAAGAGAACACUCUACCAGUUUACAAAGAGCAGCUUGAUGACCAUCCCUGGACAGCUUCAAUUUUGUCCUACAUCGCUGACUCGUACAAGGCCCUUGGAAGCUCUGAGCGAGGUUACAUCGACCAGGCCGAGAUGUACUUCAGGGAAGCUCGAAGCCUACGAAAGAGGCUGUUGGGUCAUCAUCAGGAUACAGCUCGUUCAUGCGUUCAGCUUAGCGAUGUCUUAGUCCUUCAACGACAAUUUGAUGAGGCUUUGAAGAAGCUUAAUGAGGCUUUCGUAAUUCAAAACGAUAUUUUGGGCCCUGACCACAAGAUCACGAAGAACACUGAAAGCAAAAUGAGUGAUUUGAUAGACGAAAAAGGUUAAAAUCCUUGUUAAUUGCAUAAUUUCAAAAACGAAACUCGAGGUAAAACUCUAGGGUCUUGGUGAACAGACUGAAGCAUGUAUACAAAACUUAGGUCAACUGGUAUCUCAUCAGUUUCGCAAGGAAAUUUUCUAAAUUCAUUGGCUGUAGGUCAAACAAGUAUAUUUUGUUGUCAAAAGCAUGAACUGCAUGCCCAUUCCUUCACUAGCGACUAAAUACAGGAAUGGCUCCGACCUGUCAUUGGAUGAUAAAAAUAGUAAAAUAAAGUAAAAGUGAAUAGGUUAUAUCUUAACUCCUUGCUUGUAAGUAUUGUUUAUCCGUGUUUCUCGAAGCAGAACAAUGAAAUAUCAAUGCGUGUGAAAACACCGACGUGUCAAACAAGAAAUGGCUACUUAAAUAACGAAAAGAGGGCAGAGUCUUUCUCGCUCAGCGGGGCCGUUCAGCGAUUUUCCGGCGAUGGAAAAGUCAUCCGCUGACAAAACUCAUUUAGGCAGUUUAGGCGGACGAUCAGAGACUGGAGCCAUUCCUGCAUUUCACCGCUAACAGGAAUGGUUCCGACUCAUGCGUAUAUUAAUUGUUUUUUCGUUUUGGCUAAAUAAUUUAUACACUGAGAUAAAAACUAAAAGAGCGUUUUAUUAGGUUCUUCUUAUGUUGAACUCUACAAUGCUUGCAAAUGAAGCCCUCUUUUAUUACUACAGGGCAUGUAGUUUCUAAGUGUUAAAAAAAUUCACAGCAACUGCAUGUCACGUUUGGAAAAUCACGCAGUGUUGCGUGACGCUGCGAUCGAUGUUUUUACAGUAUGCUCCGCUAGAGAAAUGUGGCUUGGCCGCAGUCGAGGGAGUUUUUUUUAGUGGAAAACUGAUUUUCUGGGUAACUGUUCACACGAAGGACAAAUCCAUUCAUCGGGCUCUUCACUGAUCUAUUUUUGCACAACACCUAAAGGAAGAAAGUCGCGGAUUACUUUAAUUUUGCUUGGUAAUUUCUAACGACUCCUCUGGACCUAAAAAAGGAAAAAACAAAACAAACAAAGGAAAAACGUCUUACCAGUCAGAACAGUGGUAGUAACUCUCGCACUGAAUCAUGUCGAAGUACCUUGACUGUUUUCAGUGAUGGCACAACCAAUCUUCGAACAGUUUUUCGGGUAUAACAAGAAAGAGUAAAAUGAUUUUAGAAUCUUUUUCUAAAAUUAAUGAAAGCUGUUCAUCACAUGACGC
Messenger RNA from Pocillopora meandrina, 9106 nucleotides. The record is from the annotation of a GenBank genome assembly. NCBI's taxonomy places the organism in Eukaryota, Metazoa, Cnidaria, Anthozoa, Scleractinia, Pocilloporidae.